Messenger RNA from Cryptomeria japonica (Japanese cedar), 1426 nucleotides. Its product is annotated as L-type lectin-domain containing receptor kinase S.4. Bases 377 to 1297 code for a protein of 306 amino acids. Gene Ontology annotation, molecular function: carbohydrate binding. The record is from RefSeq and is a predicted model, not a curated record. NCBI's taxonomy places the organism in Eukaryota, Viridiplantae, Streptophyta, Pinopsida, Cupressales, Cupressaceae. The transcript is spliced from 2 exons.
CGAAAAAAGAAUAGGGAAUAGAGAGUAAAUAGCCAAUAAGAAGGUGGCACUUGUUCCGUGCAAUACAAGAGUUUGCACAUGUUCGUCACUUUAUUCCGUCGCUGCGCGGAAACACAAACCAAAAAUACAAAAGAGCCAAAAACGAUGGACCAUACACAAACAAACAAAAAUACAAAAGAGCUUUGUGGCGGGCCAUCCACCGACCUUGGAUUCCAUCAUUUUCCUUAUUUGAACGUGGAAUCCUGGAAAGCAAGUCAAUUCCAACACUGUUUUCCCCAUUUCUUUGAAGCUUCCGUUAAAAAAAUUCAAGGUAGUAAGAGAUAAUCCCGUUUUUCUUCAUUCCAUAACUCAUAACACAGAUGAAAUUUGCCAACGGAUGGCUAAAUUCCUGAUCAUAUUAUGCCUCCCGAUGUUUGUACUGGUGGAAGCCAGUGCCAAAGACACCACUUUCAUCUUCAACCACUUCAACUCCACAAGCCCAAUCAAAUAUGUCGCAGCUGCCUCACUACAAUCCACGGCAAUCCUUCUCACAAAUCUCUCCGAGCGCGUCGUUGGCCGCGCUUAUUUUGACAAGGUCGUUCCCAUGAAAAGAAACGGCUCCGUAAUCUCAUUCACCACCACCUUUAUAUUCGCCAUGGUUCCGCAGCGGCGCUCGGGUGGUGGUGAUGGGCUCUGCUUCGUCAUGACGCCCACCACCGAUCUCAACGGCGGCAUCGCCAGUCAGUACUUUGGCCUCCUCAACACCUCCAGUGACGGCAAAGACUACAACCAUCUCUUUGCUGUGGAGUUCGACACGGUUAAGAGCAUAAGCGUCAAGGAAAAUGACAACAACCAUGUCGGAAUCGAUCUCAACAGUGUCAGGUCGGUUGUGGCAGAAGCUGCUGGAAUUUGGGAAGGGAACAGUUUGACGCCCAUUAAUCUUAAGAGUGGGCAUAACAUAAGGGUCUGGAUCGACUAUGACGGCGAUUCGAAGCAGCUGGAGAUAAGCAUUGCGGCGGUCGGAGAGGCGAGGCAACAAAAGGCCCUGCUGUCGAAGAAAGAUUUGGAUUUGGACGGUAUUAUACAAGACCAGAUGUACGUUGGGUUUUCAGCGUCUACAGGUAAUUCCCCUCUAGUUGAAGAUCAUUACAUUUUGGCAUGGAGCUUUGCAACUGAAACGAACAAGACUCCAAAUUUAGAUAUCGUGCAUCUCCCCUCCUUUUAUGUAAAAAGUUGCAAGUUUUACACUAAUGCAAAGUUCGUAUCCACCACUAUACUAGCAACUACAGGGGGAGUGCCUGCAACAGGAGGCCGAUAGGUCUGAUUGUUAAGGCAAUAUGUUAGUAGAUGUAUUAUAGUUGUGAUAUCGAGAAGUAUAUUGUAUUGUAUAACUGAAUAAUAAAAUUUUAUUAAAGUCAAAUAGUUAAUUGUACAACAGGACAAUUUU